AAAAGAAGAAGAAGAACUCAUAACAGAAACAGCAGUCCCUAAUGUAUGGGUAUGUUGCUAAUUACAGCCGAUAUUUAAAAAAAUAAAAUAAAAUGCACAUACUUUUAUUUGAGCUAGUAAAGUAGCUACUGCACUGCCUAUAUGUGCACAAUAACACGUCGCUAAUUUAUAAAUUACGUCUUGCAAUUCGCUGGGUUAGCUUGCUAACUAGAAAGAUUUUAUUUCAUAAAAAAAAAAAAUGUCUUUCUUAUUCGGUGACUUACAGUCCAGACACCUGUACAAAUAAACUAUUAAACGAAUAAAGUUACUGACAAACACUACAUAGACUGGCAUGCUGAAGGCUACGGAACUAGCGAAGUUGUCGUUCGUACUUGUUGGUGAACCUUUGACAUAGUUUGCCUCCCCCCUCAGUCACUUGUCCAACGGCGGGGACGAAAAAUCAACUAGGGAGUCGAACGAACCAAGACGGGAAUAACCAAGGCUAAAAACAACACCCACAGGUAGUUGUUUAUGAGAUGGCGGGUACCAGAAAAGUUCUCGAACUUUUCUAUGACGUUGUAUCCCCGUAUUCUUGGUUGGGGUUUGAGGUCCUCUGUCGCUACAGAAAUGUGUGGAAUAUUGACCUUCAAUUCCGCCCAGCUUUUUUGGGAGGAAUAAUGCACGGAUCAGGCAACAAACCUCCGGGUCUUGUCCCCAACAAAUUUCUGUACAUGGGAAAAGACUUGGCACGGCUGGCGCUGUACUUUGGCGUUCCUCUUGUUAGCCCUGAAAACCCCGCUGAAGUUAUGUUUGAAAAAGGCUCCCUGUCGGCGAUGCGUUUUGUCACAGCCGUGGCGGAGAGCAGAGAAGGCAGGCAGGCGGACGUGGAGAACGUGUCCAGGGAGCUGUGGAAGAGAAUAUGGAGUGGAGACGAAGACAUCACCCUCCCGGCCUCGCUCUCUGAGGCAGGUCUGAAGGCAGGACUGCCUGCUAAUGAAAUUGAGGAGCUUUUGCAACUGGCCAGUUCUCAGAAAAUCAAGGAAAAGUUGAAGAGUACAACCCAGAAAGCAUUAGAUUGUGGGGCAUUCGGAUUCCCUCUGAUAAUAUGCCAUGUUAAUGGGAAGGAGGAGAUGUUCUUUGGGUCAGAUCGAUUCGAGCUCAUGGCACACUGCAUAGGGGAGCAGUGGUUGGGACCUCAGCCCGCCAAGACGAGUGCCAGAAUGUGACCCUCAUCCAUAAAUAUCUGCAGGGUCUCUCCAUCACAAUUUGGCCUGGAUUUACCGUGGGAGCAAUAAUAAUUGUUUUUCCUCAUACAGUGGGGCAAAAAAGUAUUUAGUCAGCCACCAAUU
Conger conger (European conger) is the source of this 1328-nucleotide messenger RNA. RefSeq names its product glutathione S-transferase kappa 1-like. The record is from RefSeq and is a predicted model, not a curated record. Gene Ontology annotation, cellular component: mitochondrion; peroxisome. The transcript is spliced from 8 exons. Gene Ontology annotation, biological process: glutathione metabolic process. Bases 516 to 1205 code for a protein of 229 amino acids. Lineage: Eukaryota; Metazoa; Chordata; Actinopteri; Anguilliformes; Congridae. Gene Ontology annotation, molecular function: glutathione transferase activity; glutathione peroxidase activity.